GGUUUAUUCUGCACAGUUUACCAGCGGUGAGAUUACAGCUUUGAACUUCUUAAAAACAAAACAAAAACAAAACAAAAAAACUUUACUUUAGACAGUCACGACAGCAUGGGAUUUUCUGUGCAGCUAAAACUCAAGAUUUGAAGUAGAAACAAACAACAACAUUUAAACAAAGCAUUGAAACUUAUCCAGUGAACCAGAUUUUAAAAUGGAGUCUUAUGGAGUUGGUGACGUUCCAAAUAACAGAAUGCAACAGGAUUGUUUGCACUUUGACCAUACUGGGAGAUCCCAAAUCGACAGAGCUGGGACUUACGGUGUCAGUAUCCGGGUUCAGGGAAUUGAUGGACAUCCUUACGUUGUACUUAAUAACCGGAAUGGACAGUCGGCACCAAACGAUUCUUCAUCUGAAAAUGGAUAUUCUGAUAGUUCUAAAGACAGGCCGUUUUUGGAUAAUGACGAUGAACACGACUUUAAAGGGAGAAAUACUGAUGAGAUUCCACGUCCAGAGAACCCUUUUGUGGAAUACAGAUCCCAAAAGCAGAUGCAGUUGAGUGGUUCACAGAAUGGCAUCCCAGAAUUUAAAGAAUUGUCAAGAAAGUCAUCUGCCUUGUUGAAUUUUCAGAGGCACCCUGAACUCUUAGAACCUUAUGAUCCUCAAAAGAACACUUUGAAUUUGGGUGGCAAUCAUGCGCUUCCAGCGAAAACAUCUGCUGUUACUGAAACAGAAAACAAGGAGAACAAGCAUUGGAGUUCCUUGUCUAGGUCAUCCUUCCCAGUAAAUGUUCAGGUUGGAUCUAGAAUUCCAGACAAACCUAAGCCGGAGAAAAAUGGUGUACUCAACUCUACACCUCCUCCAUACCAAGAGAAGCCUGCAUCAAGGCCUCCCAGUGUUGCUAAUGAACCAGUUAAGCUCCCUAUUGGAUCUUCGAGUAGUGUCGGCAGCACUAAUUCCAGCCUAGAACACAGAAGGCCGAGACCUGACAUUGUUCCUCUUCGUAGACAGGACUCAAGUGGACCAGUGUUGGAGACCUCAAGGUCGAGAAGAUCUUCUGCUUCAUCAACCUCUAUCGGUUCCUUACAAAAUAAAUUGCGUCUGGAAGACCAGGAAGAUGCUCUCUAUGCGGAAAACGUGAACAGACAUGGGAACAGAAGAUACAUUCCAUUUCUGCCUGGCACGGGACGUGACAUUGACACAGGGUCCAUCCCUGCUGUGGAUGAUCUCAUAGACAGAUUUGAUGGGAAGGAGAGUCAACAAAGAAGAGGGAGGUCAGGAAGGAGGAACAGGAUCAACGCAGAAGAUCGCAAGAGGUCCAGAAGUGUGGAUAGUGCUUUGCCUUUUGGCCUUCGAGGAGAUUCAGAUUACAUGGAUGACUUUAGUAGAAAUCAAGGCAGGUCAACUGAACACUUACUUAAACCUUCCCAGCUACGUAAACAUAAGUCUUCUCCUGAAGACUCCAGCAUUCCCUCCAAGGAGAGGCAGUCUGGUAAUCCUGCAAAUUCAUCUGGCAGCCUUUGUGGGUUUAAUGACAAAAACCAGGAAGAGUGGCACAGCAGUCCUAGUUCAUUAAAUGGCCAGGAGAGAAUAAGUUUAAACGGAAGCUCAACAUAUGGUGGCAAUAAGACUUUUUUAAGUAGAUCUUCUACAUUGCUAAUGCCCUAUAAUGGCAAGGGAACUGAAGAAAAAACUGAGAGGUCUGGAAAAAUACUGACCAGCACAGCCACCACAUCUCUUUCCAAAUCUAGCUGGAGCUCGGUUAAAAAACCUUCUUCACAACGGGAUAUACAGGCAACCCCUGAUCUUCUUCUGAAAGCUCAGCAGGCACUUUCACAACAAACUAAUGAAGAGACUGCGAAACAAAUCUUGUUUAAUUACCUCAAGGAUGGGAGUACUGAUAAUGAUGACACCACCAAGAAGAAGGUCAACCUAGUUUUUGAGAAAAUCCAGACUUUAAAGUCUAGAGCUGCAGGGAGUGUGCAAGCGGACAACAAAUCCCCUGAUUCCUCGGCUGAAAUGAUAGCACUGCAGGAGAAGCAAAUGGAGCUGGAGAAACAGGUCACUGAGCUGAAAAGAGAACUAGAGCAAGAAACAAAGAAUCAGCAGAGCCUUACAGAGUCCAAUGUGAUGACCAAAGAAAACAUGAAGGAACUUCAAAAGAAUCUGGAGGAAAGUUUGCAAGAAAGCAAUCGACUUCGAGAACAGUUAGCAAAGGCAGAAAAAGAGCAUCGCGCUACCCUUGAAGAAUUGUAUCAGGUAAAAAUGGAGCAGGAGCAGCAUCAGAAUGAAAUCCGGGACCUGCAGGAUCAGCUGUCUGAAAUGCAUGACGAGCUGGAUGGUGCAAAGCAAGCCAGGGCUGAGGACGAAGAGAAGGAUGCUCUUACCAAGGACCUGUUGCAAUUGAAACAAGAUUUCCAGGAGAUCAUGCUGUUUAAGGAAGAGCAGGAGGAUAUGUUGAGGAGAAGAGAACGUGAGCUGAUGGCCCUCAAAGGGGCCUUGAAGGAAGAGGUGUCCAGUCAUGACCAGGAGGUGGACAAACUCAAAGAGCAAUAUGACAAGGAGCUACAAAAACUAAGGACCUCGCUGGCAGAAGCAACGCAGAACAGCGUUUCCCUGUCGAGUGAAAAGGUUGCGUCAGAUGAGUUGAAGAACGCUGCUCAGAACCAGGCUAAGCAGCUGAUGGAUGAGAACGAGAGGCUGAGGAGAAAGAUUCUCACGCUGGAGGCGGAAGUUGCAGAGCUCAACAAAAUCAUUGACAAGAUGAAGAGGGAAGAAAGCUGUGCAAAGGAAAAGAUGGGCAGACUCGAGAAAGAGAAGAAAGAGUUGGAAGAAGCACUGGUAGAAGUUAAAGACCAAGAGGAGGAGUUGUCCAUGGCCAAUAGAGUAUUGGAGAGCCGCUUGGAGGACGUGCAGAGAAGCCUUAGCAAAAUGACUCGCGAGCACCAAGAACUGAGUGAGAGAUUAAAGGAGGAGAAAAGUCAGAAGGAGCAGUUUAAGAGAACCAAGAAUGAGGUAGAGGAUGAGAGGAGGCAUCUGGACAGAACUAUUGAGAAACUUCAGAAGGAGAUGAAUGAGAUAGCAGAGGCUUCACAGAGGUCCACACUCGAUCUGCAGGUCCAAAUCGAUGAGUACAAGGAAAAGAACCGCAAGGAGAUGACUGAUUUGCAAAGACAGCUGAGAGACAAGAGUGCAGAGCUGGAGAAGUCUCGCCUGGCAACCAAGAAGCUGCAGGAUGAGAUGUCUAUCCUGGCAGAAGAUUUAAAACAGUGUAAGACAGAGAGAGAUGAGGCGAUUUUCAGAGGACAGCACUUGGAACAAAAGGUUUACGACCUGGAAGUCGAAAUGGAGAACAAAUCCCACGUCAAAGAUGACCGAUCACGACAAAUAAAACUAAUGGAGGGCAAAAUAUCCCAGUUAGAAACUGACCUGGAAGAGGAGAGGAACAGUGGGGAUCUGCUGAUGGACAGAGUAGACCGGGGAAGAGAACAGUUGGAGCAGAUGAGGAAUGAACUUCUGCAGGAGAGAGCUGCGAGACAGGACCUGGAGUGUGACAAGACCUCACUGGAGAGACAGAACAAAGAUCUGAGGAGCAGAGUGGCACAUCUUGAAGGUUUCCAGAGAUCCAACAAGGAUGGAGUUGUAUCUCAGCUGGAGUCCAGAGUUCAUGAACUGGAAGACCGGUUAGAAGGGGAAGAAAGGGAAAGGGCUAAUCUCCAGUUAACCAAUCGAAGGCUGGAAUGGAGAGUCAAGGAGUUGAUGAUGCAAGUGGAUGAUGAGCACACCUCGCUGACUGACCAGAAAGAUCAGCUGCAACUGCGUUUGAAAGCUAUGAAACGGCAGCUGGAUGAGGCAGAGGAGGAAAUCGAGAGACUGGAACACGGCAAGAAGAAGCUGCAGAGGGAUCUAGACGAGCAAACUGAACUCCAUGAUCAACUACAGGGGCAGCUCAAUACACUUCGGAACGAAAUGAGACGAAAAAACACAUCCUCAAAUGUUCUAGGUGACCUUGACGAUGACGAGGAUGAUGAUUUAAGUAUUGAUGGAGAGAGUUUCCGUGGCGCUUCUACGGGAUAUGCUGCCUUAUGAAAACCUCCUGUUCUGAAUGUUUUCUCUCGCUGUAGAAUCUCUCUCUACAGCGGGAUACAAUGUAGAAGAAAAUACUGAGCAGUUAAUAUUUAAACACACAAACACACACACACACACACACACAGGGAUGCUCCAGAAGCACGUUGACAAAAUUUGCCUCCCGAUUGUUAUGAUCGGACAUCUGAAAAAUCCACUCCAACACGCUUUCAAAUGAUGCAUUUAAAUCCAGAUUGUAAGAGCACAGCCAUUUUCCACAUUGAGCAGGUCAUUGUAACUUUUCUUUAACUAGAGUUCUUUACAAAAAAUGUUGGCAAGUCUAGUCUCUUUCCCUCUGACAGUAGGCAUUGUUCAUGCAAUUCCCUAUACUUCCCUAUAUUUCAUUAUGUAAUUUUCUGUGGGAUUUUUUUUUUUAAAGUUAAUAUUACCCCUAACUUGUAUGCUGCCAGUGUUCUUUUAGCCUUAAACUGAUUUGUAAGGAACCUGUUCUUAUUUGUGUGUCAUUAUAGAAGAAGAAAAUAUAUUGUGCAUCAAUGACUGCAAAUGAAGGCUUUUUUUAAUGAAGGGAAAUUGGCUUGUGGGAUCGUAGGUAAUAGGUGUUUCUUUUUAAAGUUUUUCUUAAGUUGUAUGGUUUAAAUAUAAAGCUUUUUUUUAAAUGAUGAACUGCAUAGCCAGGUGUGUAAAAUGAAAAUGAAAUGUAAAGUUUUUUUUUUUUUUUUUUUUAAGUUUGUAUUCAGAUUUAUAAAUUACAGGACCAAACAGAUGUUUUUGUUUAUUUCAUCAAAUCCCUCUAUACUAUAUUGUGUGUGCCAUUUUAAUGCAGCAUUUAUUUUAUGUUUACUGCAAUUGUGGCUUUAUAAAAUUUAAUGCAGUUAACAAUAUAGGUUUUAUAUGUUACGCUUCAAUUUCGUGAUUAUUACGUUGCAGCUUUUUAUGGACAUAUAUCAUCUUUAAUGAUUUAACUGAUCCUGAAUAUUCAUCGUUGCAGGCAUCUCCUUUUUCUUCAAGUCACAUACAUAUUUAAAAGUGAUUUCAUUUGUAGAAUUUUGCAUUGUCUUCUAGACUGUCUAAAAUCACAGGAUUGAGUGGUGUAUGAGGGGAAAUCAGUGUUGAUUUUAGACACAAAGUGAGUAACUUAGAAACCAUAGUGUUGGCAAAUACAGCAACAUCAUUUUAAAAAUGAUUACACAUUGAAAUGCGUUGACUGCACAGCAUUGUGUUGACAAUCGCUAAACUGUACCAUGCCAUGACGCAAUGCACGGUUUUGCAUAUUCUGCUCCCCUUUAGCACUGAUGGUAUUCCAGUUGCAAAGGUGACUGCUUUGCCUGCUGCUGCCCCUCAAGCUAUUGGGGAUGGGUCAAAAUAAUUCUACUGCUACCUCUCCCUGUACUGUAUAGCAGGAAGUCAUUUUAAGUAAAGGAUUAUUAGUUUAACCCUCA
Messenger RNA from Polyodon spathula (Mississippi paddlefish), 5514 nucleotides. RefSeq names its product cingulin-like protein 1. Gene Ontology annotation, cellular component: myosin complex. The transcript is spliced from 19 exons. The record is from RefSeq and is a predicted model, not a curated record. Lineage: Eukaryota; Metazoa; Chordata; Actinopteri; Acipenseriformes; Polyodontidae. Bases 206 to 4078 code for a protein of 1290 amino acids.